Tripterygium wilfordii is the source of this 1133-nucleotide messenger RNA. RefSeq lists its product as uncharacterized. The record is from RefSeq and is a predicted model, not a curated record. Bases 436 to 966 code for a protein of 176 amino acids. The transcript has 3 exons. NCBI's taxonomy places the organism in Eukaryota, Viridiplantae, Streptophyta, Magnoliopsida, Celastrales, Celastraceae.
UGGCAUGCCUUGAACCCCAGAUGCAACAAACACUUUGGUUUCUGUGUGUGUGACAGAUAAAAUCUUAAAUUACUUCUUACAGUUUCUUGAUUUCUUCUUCUUUAUACUUUUAUUUAAUCUGUAGCAAUAGUAAAUAUAUACUGAUGAAGAAUGUGAGUCCUUUUAUUUCUGACAAAGCAAAAGAUGUUGUUGAGUUUGAAGUUAUGGUAGUAAGAGAUUGUUUUGCUUCCAUGGAGUCUUCCUCUCCAAUUAUCAUCCUCAAAACAUAAACUCUAUGAGCUUCUGGAUCAGCACUUGAAUCUCUCAAAAGAGGUAUAUAGAUAUCAACAGUGCAAUAUUGUUCAAGGUAUGCAUGUUUGAAGGCAAGUUGUUGGAGAGGUGAAGUUCAAUCUCCUCAACAACUUCUGGGUUUCCUUAAGUUAGUUUUAAGGAUUAAUGGAGGAGAUGCUUAAGCCAUACAAUAAGGAGUAUAUGAGAAUGGCAAUGUUAAAACAUGAAGAAACUUUCAAAGAGCAGGUUUAUGAACUUCAUCGACUAUAUCGAAUCCAGAAGUUGUUGAUGAAGAACAUUGCAAGCAACAGGCCUCCGAAUGGAAGAAGUCAACAACUGUGGAACUCGAACGCAAAAAUCAAGCUCGACUUGGAACAACCGGCUGAAGAAAAUUAUGGUGAUUUAGAGAUCAUAGAUGAGACUGAGAUUGAGUUAACACUUGGUCCUUCGACUUAUAAUCGAAGAAAGAAAUCUGAUACGCCACUAACUUCGGAUUCUGGACCAAGCUUCUCUUCUUCUUCAAGAGGGUCUAGUCGUAUGAACAGAACAAGUUCCUUGACUCCUCCCAGGACAACCAGGGCUAUACUGCAGGGGAGUAAAAGCAGUACUGUUGAUGUUGAAGAGCAAUUGAGACAGGAAAGACUACAACAGACUCCUCCUUGGCUUUUCCAGGUUUUGAGUCUCAAUAUGACUUGAAAAAUCAAGUGCUCGAGUCGAUAUGAGAAGUUUUUUUCAAGUGGUUCCGAUCGACUUAUUCUAUCAUUUAUGUUUGUGUGCAUUUUUCUGUCCAGUUUUUGAUGUAGGGAGUGAUGAAAUCUUGUGGGAAUUUGUUCAUGGUCUGCGAAAACCCGUUACGAUUAACU